This is a messenger RNA of Labeo rohita (rohu), 3731 nucleotides long. RefSeq names its product C-terminal binding protein 1. The coding region runs from base 1214 to 2695 and encodes 493 amino acids. The transcript has 9 exons. Gene Ontology annotation, molecular function: transcription corepressor activity; NAD binding; oxidoreductase activity, acting on the CH-OH group of donors, NAD or NADP as acceptor. NCBI's taxonomy places the organism in Eukaryota, Metazoa, Chordata, Actinopteri, Cypriniformes, Cyprinidae. The record is from RefSeq and is a predicted model, not a curated record.
CACACGUGAAAGUGUUGUACGGAAAUCUGCGGCAAUAUUUGAGCGUUCGUUCGUCUGUCGUACAGUACUCUGGCUUCCCCUCCCCCUCUUCCUUUCCUCCUCCCCUCCUCUGUGCUCCGCUUUUCCCUCUUUCCUAUUAUCUUUCAUCUGAACCGUUCAUCCACAUACAAUCGCCUGCUUUCUGCUUUCUCUCUCCCGUGAGAAGGCAGCCUUCGUCCGAGAGCCGGGGCCACGGAGCUCUGAUUCCUCCCUUAUUAACUGCAUUAAUCUUUCCGAGCUCGAACGAUAAAAAAACCACACGCUAUCCCCUCUGGAAAAUUUGAGGGGUUGGCAAGGACAUGACUCUCUCUCCUAUGGCCCUCCCGCACAUUGUGCAGUGGAAAUGUGGCUUCCAGUUCCGGCCUUGACUUACUUCCUAAUUUCAGUCUCUUCGAAGGAAAUUCUCAUUCUAGAAGAGUCCAAAAGCAUGAACACUUGAGUGGGGCUUUUCAGGGAUUGCAUGGAAAUACUUACGCCAGUGCAUUCAGCAACUGUGUAAACAUAUAUUCGAUUUGGCUUAAGAUAUUUCAGAUGUGACGGAAUAAUUCUUAUUUUCAGGAGGAGAUUGACUAAUGAAAGUUUAAAUACGUAUAAAUAUCCUUGCAAAAUUCAAACUUUCUUUCUGCCUUUAAAAAAAAAAAUCCCAAGUGUACAUUUCCAGGAAACCUGGGUUGAGAACAAUGCACUGGCUUUCCACGAAUGACAAAAAACAAGAUUUACUUCAGCUCGCUCUGUGACGAGCAAAAGCGUGUUGUUAAAAAACAGGUUUUGUGCUUUUCGCAUGGCGAACGUGAGGCUGGGAUUUGAAAUUGGCUUUCAUUUUCACCAGAAGACAACAAAGGGGGGAUGUCAGCUUGAAUUAUCGCCCGUGGGCAGUCGAGGUCUUUAGACGCCGUGUGCGAUUGACCCUGUUGGUUCUUGUUGCUAUGAACUAGCUAAUUCAAACAGAUCCAGCUCACCCUCGGGGCAGGGCAAUAUGAACAGAGCGCCGAGGGAUUUUGACAGAACGGUGUGGUGCGAGAAACUACCAUGUGUUUUUUUCCAGCGCAGGCGUCUUGAUUUACCUAGCUGUGAUCUUACAUGCAAAGACGGGGAGGCUCAAAGAUCGAGUGCUUUUUUUUUAUCAUAACAUUUGAGCGUACGGCUUUUAUGCGUGCUUGAAUGCAUCUAUUGCAUGUUCUUAGCAGUUUGUCCUAAUCAGACAAAAAAAAAAGAGAUAACAGUAGCUGUGUUGCAAGAUAACCGGAUCCUGCUGGGAUGGUUUAGACGUCACAUAAUUUACGGUUGUAAAAGUUCACCUUCAUUACAAAUGGAGAAAACAGCUGGUUCUGUGUGGGAACGGAUGCGUGAAAUCCAGGGAUCUCUUCACAGAGGCAUCAGGCCUCCCAUAAUGAACGGCCCCAUGCACCCUCGUCCUCUGGUGGCGCUGCUGGAUGGCCGGGACUGUACGGUGGAGAUGCCCAUCUUGAAGGACGUGGCCACCGUGGCCUUCUGUGACGCCCAGUCCACCCAGGAGAUCCACGAGAAGGUAUUAAAUGAAGCAGUGGGUGCUCUCAUGUACCACACCAUCACCCUGAUGAGGGAGGACCUGGAAAAGUUCAAAGCACUUCGUAUAAUUGUCCGCAUUGGGAGCGGCUUUGAUAAUAUCGACAUAAAGUCUGCUGGAGACUUAGGAAUAGCAGUCUGCAACAUGCCAGCAGCUUCAGUAGAGGAGACCGCAGACUCCACCAUGUGUCACAUCCUAAACCUGUACCGACGCACCACCUGGCUGCACCAGGCUCUCCGGGAGGGCACGCGGGUCCAGAGCGUGGAACAAAUACGGGAGGUCGCGUCUGGGGCCGCCCGGAUCAGAGGAGAGACGCUGGGGAUCAUUGGCCUAGGGCGUGUUGGACAGGCAGUGGCACUCAGGGCCAAAGCAUUCGGCUUUAACGUGAUCUUCUACGACCCGUACCUGUCUGACGGGAUGGAGCGAGCCCUGGGGCUGCAGAGAGUCAACACCCUACAGGACCUGCUCUUCCACAGCGACUGCGUCACGUUACACUGCAGCCUCAAUGAGCACAACCACCAUCUCAUCAACGACUUCACCAUCAAACAGAUGCGGCAGGGCGCCUUCCUAGUGAACACGGCGCGUGGUGGUCUGGUGGAUGAGAAGGCUUUGGCCCAGGCUCUGAAAGAGGGCAGAAUACGGGGAGCGGCCCUGGACGUCCAUGAGACAGAGCCCUUCAGUUUCAGCCAAGGUCCUCUUAAAGACGCACCCAACCUGAUCUGCACUCCUCACGCGGCGUGGUACAGCGAGCAGGCCUCCAUUGAGAUGCGCGAGGAGGCCGCACGGGAGAUCCGUCGAGCUAUUACCGGUCGCAUUCCAGACAGCCUGAAGAACUGCGUCAACAAAGAGUUCCUCACACAGACCACGCAUUGGGCCGGCAUGGACCCUGCUGUUGUUCAUCCAGAACUCAAUGGAGCCUACAGGUACCCCGCCAGCGUAGUGAGCCUGGCUUCAGGGGGUCUGCCUCCGCCAGUGGAGGGCAUCAUGCCAAGCACCGUGCCCAUAACCCACAGCCUGCCCACCGUGGCCCACCCUCCGCACGCCCCGUCGCCGGGCCAAACCGGCAAACCCGAACCCGAUAGAGAGCAGCAUCCCAACGAACAGUUGUAGCCCCCUCUUCGCAGGCUCUCCGUACCACUAUAGAACUCUCCUGGUCCUUCUUUACCCCAAAGAAGAGGAGCGGAAACAGGCUCCCGGGCUCAGAACCAGCCACUAAAAACAACCACGACUCCGAAGUAGCCAACUCUUUGACUGAAGGUGGUGGACUGCGCUCUUUGAAGUAUCUAGUGGGAAAAAAACAACAACGAGAAAAAAGAGAAAAUCUUGUGGAUUUCCAACUUCUCCCUGAUGCAAAAUCCUGCUGUUUUAGAUUGUAGUCUGUCCAAGUGCAGUGGGCGAUCUUUUAUCUGUUAUUUUGUCUGUCUAAUGGGUUUCAUUGUUAAAACAACAGUAGCUAUUACAUGAAUGUAACCUGUUUGUGUACAGUUUUUAGGACAUGAUCAAUGGUUUGUUGAUGAGAAAAAAAAACCUGAAACAGCAUUAAGGGAGGCAUCUUACCACCUUGUUAUAGAUACGAUAACAAAAAGCAUACUAGUUUCGCUCGUUUGAUUUUAAAAGCCCCGAAAGAGGCGGGAUUUGCACACCCUCUCAGGAAAAUUUAUUUUCCCCCCUCCCUUCCUUUUAAAUUAAACCACAUAGUGCAUUGUUUUUUGUACCCAUUUGUCUUUUGUAGUCAAAAUUCAGUACAGUACUUUAAAGAACUACACUCAGUAUGUUUUUAUUUUUGGAGCAUGUAUUACUUUAUGUGUUAAAGGUUCAAAAGAAAACAGUAAACGUUCACGUUUUGAACAGAAAGAAAAAAAAAAAACAAACAAAACAAAUUUGUCUUGUGCAAAGCUGGCGUAAUGCUUGCCUGUUUGUGUGUGACUUGAUUGUACCGUGUUUUUCGAGGAUGCCGGGAUAGUUGCAGCUCUCCAUCGCCUACAUAGUUUCCUUCCUGGUAAAGUGGUAGGCUAGCAAUAUACAUACUAUAUAUACUAUGAGAUAUUAAUAUUUUUUGUUAAACAGAAUCCAAAAAGAAAUGUUUGUGACUGUAUGCAUUUGUAUGAAUUAUUUUAAAUGAAAUAAAAGUCUGAGUUAAACGACA